Gilbertella persicaria is the source of this 1370-nucleotide messenger RNA. RefSeq lists its product as uncharacterized. Lineage: Eukaryota; Fungi; Mucoromycota; Mucoromycetes; Mucorales; Choanephoraceae. The record is from RefSeq and is a predicted model, not a curated record. Bases 78 to 1352 code for a protein of 424 amino acids. The transcript is spliced from 4 exons.
AAGACUUACGCGUAAAAAAAUGAAUAAAAAGAGUUGACUCCGAAAAUCAUGCAAAUCACUUUUUCUCUUUCAUAAGAAUGACAAAAGAUCCCUUCAUGACCGAGAUGCCAAAGCAAGCUUGGCUCUUUACAAAACGCUUUGGUAUUGUUUUCUGUCUCUUUACAAGCCUUGUUCUCUUUACACAUAUCUAUACGUUAUGGACACAUGGUUAUAGUAUGGGUGGUAAACAACAUCAUUCAUUUCUUGACUAUCCCAAUGAAAUUGGCUCAACAGACGCUAUUCAGUUAUCGAAAUUCAUGGCUUCUCUGGAUACAUUGUGGAAACUAGACGAAAAGAUCUCCACAUCCUAUCAAACUCACCAAGACAUCUACUGGACGAAAGAGAUUGAUGUCAAAGAUAUCUACAAACGAUCUCAAGUAGUUCAAUCGAUUGUUAUCCCUUCUUCUGCCAAAGAACCCUCACCCAACAUGCCUAAAGUAAACAAUGCAUUCAAGAUCAAAAGGCCCUUAAGACCUCAUUAUCAUACUGUACCCGAAUGUAAUCAUUUACCUUAUGAAAAGACAAAGACAGUCAUGUUCUCACCAGAAGCAUUCAAGACACUCCAUAUCAAGCUGGAUGGAUUGUUUAGUGAUGGUGGGCUAGUCAACAUGUACACUUCCCGAGACACACAGGAUAUUCAGAUACAAGCCAAGUUUCAUGCCCAUACAGAAGAUCUGCUGAGUCAUAUCUUGUUCUCUGAAGUAGACAGUGUUGAUUCCAAAAUCAAAAAUAUCCAUAUCAAUCAUCAUCAUCCUUCCAUUGCUAAAUCUUGUUUAGUCUAUCGUCUUGACAUUGUAUUUCCAUCUACAUUAAACAGAUACAACAGUCUAGACAUCAAAGUCAAUCAUGGUCGAAUGGAAGGUGAAUUAGAAGGAUUAGAGUUUCAUACGUUUAUGGCUGGAUUAGGAAGAGGGGCUAUUGACUUCAAGGGAUUAAAGGCAGACACCAUCAUGGUGGGUGCACUCAAUGGUAUGAUCAUGGGUAGUUAUUAUCCUGUCCAUACAUUGGGUGCUGCUGUACUCACAGGGGCUACAAAUGUACAAGUGUAUCCUCAAUCAGGAUCAAAAUCAACUGUUGUUGCUUUAGAUGGUCCUGUCAAGACAACCAUGAUAUUACCUUAUGGAGCAAAUCAGGCAUUCACAGUUCAUUGCUGGUUAUGUGAACCAGAGAUUGUAUCUCCUUUUGCUGAUAAGAUACACACUACUUGUGCAAAAAGAAAUGCUAUCAAAAUGGGCUAUUAUGGUCAAUUAAAAGGACGUGGUUAUGUCAAUGUGCAUUCAAGACAUGGUGAAUCUAAACUGAUCCUUCAAUAAUAAUAAUAACAAUAACAA